AUGGCUGCGACAAGCCCAAAAAAGCGCAAAGCAUCAGAGCUCGAGGAAGACCUGAAAGUGCACGAGACUACAACCAAACCUAAGCACAAAUUAGAGGACAAGACCAAAGCUAAGAAGUCGAAGGCUGUUGAGAGCAAAUACGCCGAUGAAAUACCAUUCGAAAUACACUGCCCUCCAAGACCUUGUGACGUUGAAGAUGAAAAGGCGCACAAAGGAAAUGCAAAGUUAGCAGAGGGUUGGGAAUGCGAAUACACGGUCCUUACGAAAUCUGGUAAAAAGUGGCAGGAUAUCAGGUGCUUCAGGAACGUUAAACUCAGCGAUGCCACCUUUGCUCAGGGCGACAUAAUAUAUGUAUUGAACAGACUGAACCCGCCUAAUCCUCCUGGACCUGGCGCCAGCGAGAAAGAAAACCUCGAGUGGGAUAGAAAGAACACAUACGUUGCUAGGUUUCUCGAAGCUCGAGCGGAAACACCUGACAGAGUAUUCAUACUGAUUGCCUACCUCUAUUGGCCUGAAGAGAUACCUGCACAACAGAAAAAGCAACGAAACUUCUUUAAAGAUCAUGCAGCAGGCGAGCUGAUCAUGAGCAACGAUCUACAGAUCAUCGAUGCUACCACCAUCUCCAACAAAGCAGAAAUAUACCAUUGGGAUGAGACGAACGACGAUCUCGUCAGUGAAGCUCCAGAGAGAUUUUGGAGACAACGCUUUGAUAAGAGCAACUUCGACAAGAAGCACGACUCAUCAAUUGCUCUCACUCCACUUCGCAAGUUUUGCAGGUGUGAAAGGCCAUGCAAUCCCGAUCGUACCAUGUACCAGCACUCUUCAGGAUGCAAAGGCUGGAACCACGAAGAAUGUCUGAUAGACGAAGUUGGAGCACGACUCUGGCAGAGCUAUGCUAGUGGUAACAUGGACGACUACGCAAGGUACAACACACCACCCGCGUCAAAGUCGCUAGCUCAAGUGGUCAAGAACAUGGGCAAGAAGCUAGAAGGCAGAUUCGAGAACAUAAUCGAGCAAGGUGUCAUGGCGGUCCAAGAGGAGUCAACAGCUACUCUACACGCCUCCAGCAGUACCAACGGACACAAUUCUACACUGGGGCCACCCGCCAAAACACGGCCUUCAAAAAGUCACAAAAAGGCAAGGCCGAAGAAGAAGAAUCUAUGGAUAAAAAACCUUACUAUCUCAAUUAUCGCCAAUCGUAAGGACCAGCCUCUAUUCGCUGAGGUCAAAGAGAAGUUAUCGGAUAAGUCAUGGCAGGUUAAAGUCGACUGCUUAUGUUGUGAUAAGACGUUGGAUUGA
Lithohypha guttulata is the source of this 1299-nucleotide messenger RNA. RefSeq lists its product as uncharacterized. Gene Ontology annotation, molecular function: chromatin binding. The record is from RefSeq and is a predicted model, not a curated record. Lineage: Eukaryota; Fungi; Ascomycota; Eurotiomycetes; Chaetothyriales; Trichomeriaceae. The transcript has 2 exons. The coding region runs from base 1 to 1299 and encodes 432 amino acids.